AUGCGUUUUACUACAGCUCUCGUCUCCGCGGCCCUUCUUGCAGUCGCUCAAGCCGGUGUUCCCGCCGUGAGCCUUGAGUUUCAAUCUUGGGAGACCUGCGAUAUCGGUGCUCCAGCUCAAGGUCAACCCAAGUCCAGCGCCAGUCUUGUCGCUACGUCUGUGACUUGUGAGAAGACCACCGUCAACCGUGACUGGAGCGUCGACAACUAUUCGUUCAAGGCCCAUCUUGCCACCAAGGAAUCCGUCUUCUGCAGCGGCAUUUACGUCUGGAACAACGCCGACUGCUCCGGCGAUAUCGACUACUUUAUGCCCCUGGACCACAAGCCCGUUGUCCAGGGCGUCUGCCUCCCUGAUUUCUUGGAUCCUGGCUUCGUUUCCUUCAAGCUUGAGUGCGGCCACGCUGGUUUCCCCGGUGGCGAGCUUGGCCCCGGUGGUGCUGGUGGUGAAGGGGGCGAUGCUGAUGAUGCCAACUCUGGCUUUUAA
Penicillium longicatenatum is the source of this 483-nucleotide messenger RNA. RefSeq lists its product as uncharacterized. Bases 1 to 483 code for a protein of 160 amino acids. The transcript has 2 exons. NCBI's taxonomy places the organism in Eukaryota, Fungi, Ascomycota, Eurotiomycetes, Eurotiales, Aspergillaceae. The record is from RefSeq and is a predicted model, not a curated record.